Messenger RNA from Stylonychia lemnae, 3324 nucleotides. The record is from the annotation of a GenBank genome assembly. Lineage: Eukaryota; Ciliophora; Spirotrichea; Sporadotrichida; Oxytrichidae.
AUGUCAAACCUCUAACUUUAAAUGUAGACUUUUCGAUACAGAUUUAUUGAGUUUAUCUAUGAAGCAGCUAGUCACCUUUUCAAGCCAGUACUCUUUGAAUGCGAGCUACCUUACAAAGUAAUUCACCAGGACCUGACCAGUGGUGUUUAAUCUGCCCUUGAAAUUAAAGAAAAAUAAAUUAAAUUUGGCAAGUGCGAUAUUGAGAUCCCUAAUAAAACUAUUCCAGAAUUCCUUAUAACUGAGAUUCUCAACCCUUUUUACAUCUUCCAAGUAAGUUACAUCUUAGUCUUAUACUGUUAGAUCUAUAGUGCAGCUGUGUGGUAUGCUGAUGAAUAUAUCUACUUUGCAUCUUGCAUUAUUUUCAUCUCAAUCAUUACGAUCAUCGUCACCUUAGUUGAUUCUAAGAGAAAUCUCAAUGAUAUAUAGCGAAGAGCUCAUUAUGAGUGCAAGGUUAAUGUUAUUAGGGAUGGGAAUUUCCAGAAACCUAUUGAAAUUAUGAGUGGGGGUUUGGUGCCUGGAGACAUCAUUGAAAUCCCAGAAUAUUGUGUCAUCCCUUGCGAUGUUAUAUUGCUUAGUGGUACAGUCGUUAUGAAUGAAAGCAUGCUUACCGGUGAGUCUGUUCCUGCUAUUAAAAACCCUAUUCCAAUGACAAAUGAUGUUUAUAACUUUAUCAAUGACCAAAAGUACACUCUCUACAGUGGAACUCAAGUCAUUUAGACUCGUAAGAUUGGUGUAAAGCCAGUAUUAGGACUUGUGAUAAAAACCGGCUUCAUGACUACUAAAGGAGGACUUAUAAGAGAUAUCCUAUAUCCUAGACCAAACAGAUUUUCUUUCUACAGAGACUCGCUUCUCUACAUCUUAGUAUUCUUUUUCCUAGCUAUUAUAGGUUACUGCAGUGCUAUCAAGGCGCUUCAAGAUGAUGAGUACGAGCCGAAGGACUUUGUUUUAAACUUUUUGGAUUGUAUUACUGUCACAGUACCCCCCAUAUUGGCUACAGUCAUGACUGUUGGAACAGGCUUCUCAAUGAUGAGACUGAGAAGAUUAAAGAUAUACUGCAUCUCACCACCCAGAGUCAAUGUCUCAGGGAGAGUCAGCAUUAUGGUUUUGGACAAAACUGGGACAUUGACAGAGGAUGGACUAUAGGUGCUAGGAUUCAGGUCUUGUCACAUAUCCACUGAUAAUCAAAAAUAGAUUUUCACUAAAUUUCAUGACAAUUCAGAAUAUCUUAAACUAGAGCAUAAGUAAUGGCAAAAUUCUGUAGAAUAUGAGAAGAUCUAGAAUGAUUUGCAAGUCAAGUAUCUCGAGACUAUGGCUUUAUGUCACUAGAUUACUUAUGUGAAAAACGAAUUGAUUGGAGACCCAAUGGAUGUGAGAAUGUUCGAGGCAAUUAACUUUGAAUUGGAUGAAAACGUAUCUGGUGAGAGAAAUGUCCUUGCCUUUGUAAAGCCAGUGACUAGCAGUGGCAAUGCUGUGAUUGCUAAGAAAAAAGAUGAAGUAGCCAAGGUAGUACCUGGAGAUAAAUUUUAAGAGAAGUAAAGGUACCUCAGUCUGACCAGAAGAUUCGAAUUCGAGAGUAAGCUUCAGAGAAUGAGUGUACUCGCUAGGAAUCAUCUCAACAACCAGAAUUAUCUAUUUCUCAAGGGUUCACCAGAGAAGGUGAAGGAACUGUCAAGGAGAGACAGCAUUCCCAGCAACUAUGACAGCAUUCUGGAAGACUAUACCUAAAGAGGCUACAGAGUUAUAGCUCUAGCCUAUAGACAAGUCAAUAUACCGACAGAUGAUUUGCUUACUAUUACUAGAGACAAAGUCGAGGAUAAUUUAACAUUUGUCGGAUUUUUGAUCAUGUAAAACAAGUUAAAAGCAGCAACUAUUCCAACUUUGAAUAUAUUAAACAAAUCCAAAGUCAGAUGCAUCAUGGCUACUGGAGAUAACAUGCUCACUGCUCUUUCAGUCGGCCGGAAAUGUUAACUUCUCACUGAAGAAGAGACUGUCUUCUUAGGUGACAUAGUUGAACAAGAUGGGAUUACUGGUCUGUUCUGGAAAGUAUCAGCUGAGUCAGAAGGAGAGGUAAAGGACAAUUAGAUGGACCAGGAUAGAACUGAGCUAGACAUUAACAACUAGGUCUAGCCCUGGGAGAAUAUGGAUGUGACUAAAUUCUCAAUCGCAGUGACUGCCAAAGCCUUCAACUAUCUCAGAAAUGAACCGAAUCUCAGAUCGAUAUACCUUCAAGUAAUCUACAGUGGCAAGAUCUUUGCCAGAAUGACACCCGACGACAAGGCCUAGCUAGUCACUGAGUUGUAGAACUUCUGUAGAACUGAGGUAGGCAUGUGCGGAGAUGGGGCUAAUGAUUGUGCUGCUCUCAAGACAGCUGAUAGUGGUAUCUCCCUCUCCAGUUCAGAUGCCUCAAUUGCUGCUCCUUUCUCAAGUUAAAUUCAAGAUAUUUCUAGCGUUGUUGAAUUACUAAAAGAAGGCAGAUCAGCUUUGGUAACCUCCUUCUAAAUCUUUAAGUUUGUUGGUCUCUAUGCCAUGAUUCAAUACAUGAAUGUGAUUUUGCUCUAUCACUCAGGUUCAGAUCUUGGAGAUUUCCAAUUCCUCUGGCAAGAUCUUUUUAUAGCCCUCCCUCUUUGCUACUUUAUGGGAUUAACAGAACCAUGGCCUGAACUUAAUGAUAAUCUGCCAGAAUAUUAGCUGUUGAAGUAUCCAACUAUAAUCUCAGUAGUAGCUGCUACUCUUAUAUAACUUGGCUUUGAAAUUGGAUUAUUUGUUCAUACCAGAGAUGAUCCUUUUAAUCCUAGACCAAUAGUAGAGGACGAGGAAGAAUCCGUUACCUGUGACACAAAUACAGUCAUCUUCCAAUUAGCUAGUUUCUAGUUGCUAAUAACUGCAGUAGCUUUUAGUGUGAUUACUUUCUUUUCAUUCUACUUCAUAUUGAUCAAUGAUUAAUGGGUCAAUGAUAUCUUCGAAUUAUUUGUGAUUCCAGAGUCGUUCAGAUACAAAAUGCUUAUGAUAAUAUUUGGAGAUGCCAUAGCCACCUAUAUGUUUGAGAACUUCGUGGUUAGAUAUCUCUAGAGAUUUGAAUAGAAAAGACAAGAAAGAAUCAAGAAUGAACAGAUGCUUGAAGAUAUUUCAUAGGCUACUAGAUUACUAGAAAACUUUAAGGAACCUAUAAUGCAUCCUGAUAAGGCUUUGGUAUCUAAGGAUUACGAUAAAGAAAAUGUAAGUGAUGAAGAUGAAAAGCCACCAGUUCUGGAUGUGAGUGUAAACAACAAACCAUCAAUAUCAAAAGCUCAGCACCUCUAAUCUCCCACAAAGAAUUAGACAUGA